Messenger RNA from Cyprinodon variegatus (sheepshead minnow), 1169 nucleotides. Its product is annotated as retinal cone rhodopsin-sensitive cGMP 3',5'-cyclic phosphodiesterase subunit gamma-like. The transcript is spliced from 3 exons. Bases 166 to 426 code for a protein of 86 amino acids. NCBI's taxonomy places the organism in Eukaryota, Metazoa, Chordata, Actinopteri, Cyprinodontiformes, Cyprinodontidae. Gene Ontology annotation, biological process: positive regulation of G protein-coupled receptor signaling pathway; visual perception; positive regulation of epidermal growth factor receptor signaling pathway. Gene Ontology annotation, cellular component: photoreceptor outer segment membrane. The record is from RefSeq and is a predicted model, not a curated record. Gene Ontology annotation, molecular function: 3',5'-cyclic-nucleotide phosphodiesterase activity; cGMP binding.
CUGACCUCUACCAGUGACCAUGUGACUGGUAAGAAGAGGAUGUGGGGAUUAGAAAUGGAGGUAUAAAAGCACAAUGUAGACAAGGUGCUCCCUAAAGUCAAGCAGCACAAAGAAGAAGCAUUGAACAGAGGCUUCCUGGGAUACCUGCAGCACAAGACACUCGAAAUGAACGCCAGUCCACCAGCAGGAAGUGCCCUGUCCCCCGGUGGAGCAGCGGGGCCCACCACUCCCAAAAAGGGUCCACCUAAGUUCAAGCAGAGGCAGACCCGCACAUUCAAGAGCAAGGCUCCCAAGCCAGGCCAGAAGGGCUUCGGAGACGACAUCCCCGGCAUGGAGGGCCUCGGCACUGACAUCACAGUGGUGUGCCCAUGGGAAGCCUUCGGCGACAUGGAGCUCAGCGACUUGGCCAAAUACGGCAUCAUCUAAACCUCCUGCCUUCCUGCACCUUUCCUCCGUAGGAUCCGUUCCGCCCGGCCUUCUCUCCGUCUCAGCCCGGCGAGCCGCCAUAAGGCUGCCAGCCAACCCCCUAACGCCCGCUCGUCUGACUGCCUCAUAUUUAUUAAAGUAUCCACUGAGUGGAUAUUGUUAUUUUUAUAUUAAUAUUAUAUAUAUAAAUAUAUAUAAGAUACUGUUUACAGUAUAUAUGCUUGAAAUGAGAAGACGAGAAAAAACCCACAAACCUUUUUCCAUCCCAUCAGCCAUGUAGAGAAGUUCCCCCCCAGCUACGGCCUUCCCGCUCUCUCCCUGUACUUCCGUUACCACGGCGAUGGAUGCAAGCCAAACGCUAGCUCAACACUAGCCUCUACUCACUUCUAGCUGUUUGUUAAAAUGUAAAUAACUCCUAAGAUUGAACCUUUUUACCUUCCUUUUGUACUCCCUCCCCCUCUUUAUUUUUGCAUCGUAUGUGUGAGGUGUGUGUGUGAAUGUUUUUAUUUUGUUCUGCUCCAUGUGACCCAGGUUAGAACCAAGAAGAGCGUGCAUCAUGCUGGAAGGGGUGAAAGCUACGAUGCACUUUCACAUGACCUCCCUUUCUCCCCACCAUCUAAACCCAGCUCCCUCUAAGAGAACUUUAAGACAUACGCUGCAUGCUUUUUGAGUGUUUUAAAGCACAAUACAGAAGAAAAUGUACUGUGAACUGGUGUGUACUGAUAGCUGUCAGUAAAGUAUGA